This is a messenger RNA of Chinchilla lanigera (long-tailed chinchilla), 1662 nucleotides long. RefSeq names its product lymphocyte-specific protein 1 (gene Lsp1). The transcript has 11 exons. Lineage: Eukaryota; Metazoa; Chordata; Mammalia; Rodentia; Chinchillidae. Bases 152 to 1204 code for a protein of 350 amino acids. Gene Ontology annotation, molecular function: myosin binding; actin binding; calmodulin binding. Gene Ontology annotation, biological process: signal transduction; muscle contraction. The record is from RefSeq and is a predicted model, not a curated record.
CAAGCCCCAAUGGUUCCAAACCUCAACCUGCAGCGGAAGGGGGAAGUGAAACCCGGCUGGGUGGGGGCGCCGGCUGCAGCCUGCCUGCCGAGGAAGCAUCAAGAGCCACAGUGCAGAAACACCAACGGCAUCAGGCCCAGACGUGACGCCCAUGGCAGAGGCUCCGAGUGCCCCAAGCUCCGAGGAGCAGGAAGAGCUGCUGGUGGAGGAGGGCACUGGGCUCACCACCCAGUGGAGUGUGGAGGAUGAAGAAGAAGUGGCCAGGGAGCGGCGCCGGCGGGAACGAGACAGGCAACUGCGGGACCAAGACCAGGAUGAGGGUGGCCAGUCCCCAAAGUGGCCAGAGCAGGAGGCACUCCUGAAGCCCUCAGAGACCCCUGAACUGGAUGAAGACGAGGGCUUUGGUGAUUGGUCACAGAAGCCAGAGCAACAGCAACAGUCCUGGGGGACUGAGGGGUCUGUGGACAGCUGCAAGCCCCCUUGGGGCAAGUGUCCAGAGGGGGAGCAAGAGGACAGUAGGUCCUGCCAGUGUCCCUGUGAAAAUGACAACAAGAGUGGUGGACCUCAUCACAUAGAAACCCACCUGGAGGGACUAUGUCUGGGCCAGGAGGGACCAGGCCUAGAGGAGGAAGCUGUCCAGGACCACCUGGGGGCUGCAGAGCCUGGAGAGGCAGAGGAGGAGCACCAGAAAUGUCUACAGCCCAGGACCCCCAGCCCCCUGGUCUUAGAGGGGACCACCAACCUGCGCUCACCUCCCCUGAGCCCUACCACCAAACUCGCCGACAGGACAGAGUCCCUGAACCGCUCCAUAGAGAAGAGUAACAGUGUGAAAAAGUCCCAGCCAGCACUGUCCAUCUCCAAGAUUGAUGAGAGGCUGGAACAGUACACUCAGGCCAUUGAGUCUGCUGGUCGGACCCCCAAGCUAUCCCGCCAGGCUUCCAUAGAGCUGCCCAGCAUGGCUGUGGCUGAUACCAAGAGUCGGUGGGAGACUGGGGAGGUGCAGACUCAGUCUGCUACCAGGACUCCCUCUUGCAAGGAUAUUGUCGCUGGAGACCUGAGCAAGAAGAGCCUCUGGGAGAAGAAAGGAGAGCCUAAGACAUCGUCUACAGUCAAGAGCACCCCAUCUGGGAAGAGGUACAAGUUUGUGGCCACUGGCCACGGGAAGUAUGAAAAGGUGCUUUUGGAUGACAGCUCAGCACCUUAGGUCACACAUUUUGGUGCAGGCUAGCAGCAUCCUCCACUUUUCCAGGGGAGAUUCAGCCAGACACCACUGCUGCCUCCAGCCUUGGCUAAGAAGUGCUUCUGAUCACCAGCGUGGCCUUGCCACACCCCCCAACACCCCUGCUUCCUCUACCACCUCCUUUUGUUCCUGGACCCUCCAGCUUCUAUACUCUCCUACUCUGAUCCCCUAGCUCUGCCUCUCACAGUUGGGAAAGGAAGAAGAGUCCUGACACUGGCUAAGGGACCACUUCUUAGAGCAGUCAAGAGCCCCUAAGGAAGCUAGAGACUGAGGCCCAGUCUGUGCAGAGGGCUAGUUAUCCAACCACACCUGAGGGACACCUAAGAUCAUGCUGGAUGCUCAGGACUCUGCAUCUUUCUUGCUCCCUGCUUAUAGGACCCCCUCCCCCACUUUGUGCAAUAAAAUGUCUCAAGAGUCCCUCA